CAAAAACAAAAACAAAAAAGUCUCAUAAAAUUAUAGCAGUUUUGCCUGUUUUCUUCAUUGCAAUCUCCAGAAAGAUACAACUCUUUUGGGAGCUCUACCAUUUGUUUUGAUUGCUGCCUUUUUCUCGCUUUGUUUUAUCACCACUCACUCCGAAAAGUAUACCCCACUUACGUUUGAAACCUCGGUCUUGGACCCAUUCUAAGUUUGAAGGCUGUCCGAAUUUUCCUGAAAAGGGCACCGAGUCAAAUCGCUGACGUUUCAGGCAAUGGAAGCUUGACGAAUACUGAUAACAUAGAGUGGACAUUAUAGGCACCCAAAAAAUGGGUACACCGAUAAGAAGGUCCACAAUUUCAAACUGCCAAACAAGGAAGACAAAUGACACAAUGAGGCUUAUUAUGACGACUUUUGUGGGGAUUUUAUUUGGAUUCUUUUUGGGCGUAUCUUUUCCAUCGAUUUCAUUGACAAAGGUUAAUUUGCCAUCAAACAUAUUUCCUUCCAUUGAUCUUACUUAUAUCGAGGAUAAGUACUCAGGUCUUUCUACUCAAGCUCUGUUGAAUGUAUGGUCUUCCUUUAAGGGGCGUAGAGGCUUCUCACGCAAGUUUAAUAAUACUAAGAUAUGGGUUCCGACCAAUCCUCGAGGUGCUGAGAGACUGCCACCUGGCGUUAUAGCAGCCGAAUCCGAUUUAUACAUUCGCAGAUUGUGGGGUCUUCCUAGUGAGGAUUUGAUUGUUAGACCCAGAUACCUUAUUACUUUUACUGUUGGCUAUGAUCAGAAAAACAACAUUGAUGCUGCAUUGACGGAAGACUUUACAAUUUUACUGUUUCACUAUGACGGUCGAACGACCGAAUGGAACGAAUUCGAGUGGUCAAAACGGGCUAUCCAUGUAAGCGUACGAAAGCAGACUAAAUGGUGGUAUGCAAAGCGCUUUUUGCACCCGGACAUUGUGGCACCGUAUGAUUAUAUAUUUAUCUGGGAUGAAGACUUAGGUGUCGAUAACUUUGACCCAGAGGCAUAUAUAAAACUGGUGAAGAAACAUAAGUUGGAUAUUUCACAGCCCGGUUUGUCUCCAGACAGUGGAAUGACAUGGCAAAUGACACAAAGAAGAGAAGAUACUGAAGUUCAUAGGGAUACAGAGGAAAGGCGGCCCGGCUGGUGCACGGAUCCUCACUUGCCUCCCUGUGCUGCAUUUGUGGAGAUCAUGGCUCCAGUGUUCUCUCGAGUUGCAUGGCGCUGUGUUUGGCAUAUGAUUCAGAACGACUUGGUCCAUGGAUGGGGUCUUGAUUUUGCUCUCAGAAAAUGUGUGGAGCCUGCGCACGAGAAAAUUGGAGUCGUAGAUUCUCAAUGGAUUGUGCACCAAACUGUUCCUUCCCUUGGGAAUCAGGGUCAAGCAGAGAACGGCAAGGCACCAUGGGAAGGGGUACGAAAGAGAUGCGAAAAAGAAUGGGAUAUGUUUGAGGAUCGAUUGGAAGCGGCUGAAAAAUCAUACUUUGAAGCUAUGGGAAUUAAACUUCCUAAUGCAACAGCUGGGGCUCAUUAGGAGAACUGUAAAUGCAAAUUUGCAUGGAAAAAAGAAAGAAAAAUGGAGGAGAACUUUUUUUUGUGUUGUCUUUUUUCAUUCGUGUUGAAUCUCGACUAGCCCCUUUUUGUCUUUAGACCCAAAUUCAGAAAUUCUGCCCUUAACUCUGGGUAUUAAUAGAAAUGAUUUUUUUUUUAACUGUUCCAAUUUAUAUUGUCCUAGUGCCUUCAGUUUAGUUUUUGCAUAGUUAGUCUUCGUCUGGAGUCAGUUUAGUCUCCCUUAAUGAGAAUGG
Molecule: messenger RNA, 1809 nt
Organism: Striga asiatica
Lineage: Eukaryota; Viridiplantae; Streptophyta; Magnoliopsida; Lamiales; Orobanchaceae
Source: the annotation of a GenBank genome assembly